AAAUCGACAGCAGCAACAUUUUAUUGGGCGGAAUACAAAACAUUGGCGGUUUUGAUUAAUUUUCUUAAUUGUUUUUAAGGUUUUUGUGGGUUUUAGCAGUUCUCUAUUAGUGCUAUGUCCUGUAAUUAUGCAGAUGGACUAUCACCAUAUGAAAAUAAAGGAGUUCUCGGUGUCCCGGAGCGAUUUGAGGAUGAAGAGGCUAUCAAGGAGAAAUGCGAACAGCUAGCAAAGAUGAUUCUAGCAUCGGAGAGGGUUGUCGUGCACACAGGAGCUGGGAUUUCAACAGCAGCAGGCAUUCCGGACUUUCGGAGCCCCAAUGGAGUGUGGACCCUGGAACGCAAAGGAUUGAAGCCCACAAUGAAUGUUUCCUUCAACGAAGCCAUUCCCACGAAGACUCACAUGGCACUGAAGGCUCUCGUGGAAUCCGGGCAUGUGAAGUACAUUGUCAGCCAGAAUAUUGAUGGGCUGCAUCUGCGUUCGGGGCUGCAGCGACAAUUCCUCGCUGAACUGCAUGGGAAUAUGUACGUGGAGCAGUGCAACAAGUGCCACAGACAGUUUGUUCGCAACACUCCCGCCCCCACGGUGGGUCAGAAGGAGACCGGAGGCAUCUGCAAGGGUGCUGCGAAUUCACGACCAUGCCGUGGGGGGCGCCUCAUUGACACAAUCCUCGAUUGGGAGGAUGGACUACCGGAGAAGGAUCUUGAUAUCUCCUACAUGGAAUCUACCCUCGCAGAUCUCAAUAUUUGCCUUGGAACCACCCUCCAGAUCGUCCCGAGUGGGAAUCUGCCGAUUAAGAAUAAGAAACAAGGAGGGAAGGUUGUCAUCUGUAAUCUCCAGCCAACAAAGCAUGACAAAAAAGCUGAUUUGAUCAUUUCAACGUAUGUGGAUGAUAUUAUGGUGCGAGUACUGAAGAAAUUGGGACUUGAACUGCUUGAAUAUUCCCCUGAAAGUGACCCAACAACCUUUGAGCCCCAAUUUAUGCCAGAUUGGACAAUUUCCAGUGAUCAAGUGAAAAAUCUCGAGAAAAUCUACAAUGCCAAAGUCAAGGAGAGGCGGGAAAUGAACAAAAAGAAGAGGCCCAAUGACAAAAGUGACGAAGUUGAUGAGAAAAAGAGUAAAAUAUUAAUUAAAACUGAAGAAAUUAUUGAAAUAGAAUAAAAAUGAUAGAUAAUAAUUUUUAAAAUAAAUAAGUACAGCUAUGCA
Lutzomyia longipalpis is the source of this 1203-nucleotide messenger RNA. It is a transcript of the gene Sirt6, whose product is annotated as NAD-dependent protein deacetylase Sirt6. Bases 115 to 1158 code for a protein of 347 amino acids. Gene Ontology annotation, molecular function: NAD+ binding. The record is from RefSeq and is a predicted model, not a curated record. Lineage: Eukaryota; Metazoa; Arthropoda; Insecta; Diptera; Psychodidae. The transcript has 4 exons.